UUGUCAUAUUACACCAAGUUGACCAAUGACUUCCUCACAAACAAGCGAGUUUCUGCUCUUGAGCUAGACAUUAUUAUUGAAAUUGAUCCAGAUACUGAAGAGAUGUUAAAAGUCAGCCAGCCCACUCCUGCUUUUGUUGGAGAAAGGGCACCCCCAGCUGGUUUGAGGACAUAA
Molecule: messenger RNA, 174 nt
Organism: Candidula unifasciata
Lineage: Eukaryota; Metazoa; Mollusca; Gastropoda; Stylommatophora; Geomitridae
Source: the annotation of a GenBank genome assembly